AUAGAUAUAUUCAAUGUAUUAAAAAUUUACGAAUUACAAAAAAAAAGUAUUCCCCAAUUGAUUACCGACAAGUUUUCCUUAUACCGUAUCAGCGCUAAUCACAUGUAAUCAGUAGUGCUCUAUGAUAUUUGACCGGUAAAAAACGAGAUCGAAAGUAUGAGUGAGGUCCGACUGACGGACACACACUUGUUGCCGACCAGGACGCAAAGGAUUCGCAAGGUCGGGUACGUCAUGACGAUUGUCGUGAGCUUAACCUGUGGUGGCAUGAUUAUGCGGGCCCAGUCUCGUUACCGCUCUUUCCUGUACAACGCAACACUGACCGCGCACGGCUGGUGGUCGGAUAAAGAUGACCGAACCCGUUUACUGAACGAGCUUUACGAGUACCACCGGACCGGGAAUUAUAUCGAAACGUUCAUGAAUAAUCCGUUAUGGCUGAUAGCUUCGGCCAUAUGUAUCAGAGUUGGCGUGAUUGGAGUGCAAUCGCAGCGUUUAGCGAACAUCCGUAUAUUUUUGAUUUGGUACGAUGUUUGGUGUUUGGUACGAUCGAUUGUUGCCAAUUUAAAGUUUACCGACACCUAUCUAAAUGUACAAAAUAACAUAUCAAAAUUAUCAGUGAAUAACGAUUAUUUUAGCAAAAAUUUUCAAAAAUCUGUACAACCGCAUUACGAAGUUUCUAUAAUAUUAUUUUGGGUUCUGAGCUGUUUGUGCACCAUGAAUUUCAUACUGAGUUUUUGCCGCUCCACCAUCGACAAUGACGACAACUGGAUAGAUUGCAAAGAUAAAUGGGUAGACAUCCCAACGAUCUGGUACUAUGACUAUGUGAAGAUGAAAAUUAAAAAAAGGCGGCCCUCGGUCCGGCGUUUAUUGGCAUCACGACGUCGGCGCACAGCCACCACGAGACGUCUGAGGACAAAGUACCCAUUAUCGGAAUCGAUAAAAAAAAUAUUUUAGUUUGUAUCAAAAAGACUUA
Aphis gossypii (cotton aphid) is the source of this 970-nucleotide messenger RNA. RefSeq lists its product as uncharacterized. The coding region runs from base 157 to 951 and encodes 264 amino acids. The record is from RefSeq and is a predicted model, not a curated record. The transcript is spliced from 4 exons. NCBI's taxonomy places the organism in Eukaryota, Metazoa, Arthropoda, Insecta, Hemiptera, Aphididae.